This is a messenger RNA of Prosopis cineraria, 2046 nucleotides long. RefSeq names its product transcription factor TCP9-like. The coding region runs from base 212 to 1372 and encodes 386 amino acids. The record is from RefSeq and is a predicted model, not a curated record. The transcript has a single exon. Gene Ontology annotation, molecular function: DNA-binding transcription factor activity; sequence-specific DNA binding. NCBI's taxonomy places the organism in Eukaryota, Viridiplantae, Streptophyta, Magnoliopsida, Fabales, Fabaceae. Gene Ontology annotation, cellular component: nucleus.
AAAAGGAAAAUUUCCCCACUUGGAAAGCCCCCAAGGCCCCAUCCUUCGUUGCUCACUUCUCUGCCAUUUUACUCAUACCCUCGGACUCUGUUUUAUUGGACUUACUCGUGUUCCCAGCAAUUCAAUUUCCAUUUUCCAGGCUCCUUCCCUAUAUCUCUGUGAUUUCUCUGAUCGUUGUUUGUUUUCUCCAUUCUCUUUCCGAUUUCUUCAAAUGACGUCGUCUCAGGAGCAUGACAUGGAUCAAGACGACGAUGGCGGAACUUCCGACCUCAGCACCAGCGCCGGGGAUCCCGCGGCCAUCAACACCGACAGGAACAAUGGACCUUCGAAGGGGCCCGUCUCGGACGAUCCCAUGGCUUUCCAGGUCUUGCCGUUGAAGGAGGAGCCCCUUGAUUCGGAUACGCCGUCAGACCAAGAACAAAAGACGCAGCCUUCCUCGUCUGCUCCGAUUGGAGUCGUUCCUGUCGCGAUGCAGAUGCAAAUGCCCCUGACUAUGCCCAUGUCCAUGCCGGUCUCCACGGCGAGACGCUCCUCAGCCAAGGACCGUCACACGAAGGUGGAAGGCCGCGGACGUAGGAUCCGAAUACCCGCCACUUGCGCGGCUCGGAUCUUCCAGCUGACUCGGGAGUUAGGUCAUAAAUCUGAUGGCGAGACCGUUCGGUGGCUCCUCGAACGCGCGGAGCAGGCUAUCAUCGAGGCCACCGGCUCCGGCACCGUCCCAGCCAUCGCUGUCUCCGUUGGGGGAACUCUAAAGAUUCCCACAACGUCUAGCGCCAACAGCAAUCCGGACUCCGAACUCAGGAAGAAGCGGAAAAGGCCGUCGAAUAGCGAGUUUGUGGACGUGAGUGAAGCCGUUUCACAAUCGUCCGGUUUGGCCCCGGUUCAAUCGGCUCUCCCGCACGGCCUAGUGCCUCUGUGGGCAGUGGGCAACACUAAUAUGAUGAUCCCGGCGAACGCCUUUUGGAUGAUCCCUCCUGCGGCGGCGGCGGCGACGCCAGCGGGUGGAAGUACGGGAUCGUCAAACCAACCACCUCAGAUAUGGACUUUGUCGCCGACGGUGACGCCUGUAUUGAAUGUGUCAGCCAGACCCGUAUCAUCUCUGGUGGCAGCAAUAACAAAUACCUCGAGCGGCAUGGAAGUCUCGCCAGUGGGAUGCAAUAAUUCGUCCAACUCAGCGGCGGUGAGUACGAGCAUGGUGGGGCCAACGGCGGCGAAGAAAUCGACGAUGGCACCGAGCGUUAGUUGUAGCGGGGCGACGGGCGGUAGUAGUAGCGGCGGCAGCAAGGCCCAGAUGCUGAGGGAUUUUUCAUUGGAGAUUUACGAUAAGCAAGAGUUGCAGUUGAUGGGGCGGUCAGCGAAUAAACAAGCGUAAGCUUCAAAUCAAUCAAGGGGACUGGCUUCCACUAACUGAAAAGCUGUUGAAAUAGAAAGAAUAAUAAAUGACAUGGGAAGCCUUUUCUCUUUAUUUUACUGUCGUUUGUACUUGGAACUUUCAAUGAAUGGAGCCAGCAAUUUUGACGUCGGAGCAGCUUAAGCGAUAUUAUUGUGUGUUUUUGACCUUUUGUUUUCUAUAGAGGAUUUGGUACACAACCCAGAAACACACGUUUGAAAUGCAGUUGCAGUGAUAAGCGAAGUAGGCUACUGGGCUUUGCGUACACUUUCUGCAAUCAAUGUUCAACUACUGGUCUGGUAUUCAUUACAGGGGAGAGCAAGGAAAGAAGAAAGGAAAGAAGCAGGAUCCGUGAGAAGUUUAUUAAAAGAGAAAUAGGAGUGAGGAUGAGGCACACGUGGGGAGGGAGAGAAGAGUACGGACUACGGAGGCUUUUUGGGCUUCAAGCACGUGGAUGGAUAGGCCGACACGUGUGAAAGUGAGUGGUGGUCUGGCCCACCUUCCACUAACUGAUUUUGUAUUUUUGGGGGAAUAGGGAACGCAGCUUGUAAAUAAGGUGAGAGAGAGGUUGACGAAGUGGUGGUGAGGAUGUGCCGUGACCUGUGAUUGUAGUUCAUCACUUUAUAUAUUUAAUUAUUUAUCUCUUUCUAUAUAAA